CGGCCAGAAUUAGUGGCGUACAGAUUAUCAGCUCCAAAUAUAUAUAUAUAUAUAUAUAAAAUAGAAUUUUCAGGGGGCGUAGGGAAUUUUUUUUAUAUAGCCAACCUUCGAGAUUUGGAGAGGCAGCGUCCAUGCACACAAGUGAGACUUCAUUUAUUUAUAUGACAGAGUUAUUUGAAAACGUGGAAGUAAAAUGCCUUCAUAUUUGAUCGAGGCUAGACGGCUGGAGUAAAGAGAGGAUUGGUGUGGGGUCCAGUGCCAGCUGAUCACUGACGAAAGAGCUAGUAGAUAUGCUGCUGUUGUUAGGUACAAUCUAAAUAGACACCAGGAGCAUUUAGAGCAACAGAAGACUGGAGAACACGUGGUCCUGAGUAUAUGGCCUUCAGCUAACAGGAUCAUCACUGGCAGUUCUUCUGCUAAAACUAUUGUAAUAGUGGGUUGGGUAUAUGUCAGUAUUCCUUUAGAUAUUCUAAUCGGACGGCUUAGAAAGGUUACUAUUGAUUAAAUAUACGAACAAUGUGGUGUGCAAACGUAAGCAGCAAGAUGCAGAUCCGCGUGAAUUAUAAAAACCAAGGCACUAGAAUACAGUAGGGUGGGAAUACGUCAGCACAAGAGACAAGUGGUUAAAUUUUUAGUGAUCAAAUCGAGGAAAAAUCGAACUGGGAAGAAGUGAUCGAAAAGCCCAAAACAUCAUUUGCAGCAAGAGAUUAGAGAUAUGGCGUCGGACGUGCCUUGCUGUGGGACGAAGUUCUCUUUGUAUGUGCUGAUAAUUAUAGGGUUGGUGUGCUUCGCGGGGUUGAUGGCUGGGCUAACUCUGGGUCUCAUGUCUUUGGGCCUUGUUGAUCUCGAGGUACUGAUCAAGUCUGGUCGUCCACAGGAUCGAAUACACGCAGCCAAAAUUUUUCCGGUGGUAAAGAAUCAGCAUCUUCUACUUUGUACCCUUUUGAUCGGGAACUCUUUAGCGAUGGAGGCUCUUCCCGUAUUCUUGGACAAACUGGUGCCUCCUUGGGCAGCGAUUCUGAUAUCUGUCACUCUCAUCCUCAUGUUUGGAGAGAUAUUGCCUCAAGCAGUCUGUAGUCGCUAUGGCUUGACUGUUGGAGCAACGAUGGCGCCAUUUGUCCAUAUUCUUCUCAUUCUAUUCUACCCAAUUUCUUAUCCAAUUAGUAAGGUUCUUGAUUGGAUGUUGGGUAAAGGACAUGCCGUUCUUUUAAGGAGAGCAGAGCUCAAGACUUUUGUGAAUUUUCAUGGUAACGAGGCAGGGAAAGGUGGGGACUUAACACAUGAUGAGACUACCAUCAUUGCUGGGGCACUUGAAUUGACUGAAAAGACUGCAAAAGAUGCCAUGACUCCAAUUUCAAAUGCAUUUUCCCUUGAUCUUGAUGCAACUCUUAAUCUGGAGACUUUGAAUGCAAUAAUGACAAUUGGUCAUAGCAGAGUUCCGGUGUAUGCUGGAAAUCCCACAAAUAUAAUUGGACUUAUUCUGGUUAAAAAUCUAUUGUCAGUUGAUCCAGAAGGUGCAGUUCCCCUGAGAAAAAUGAUAAUAAGAAAAAUUCCUAGGGUUUCUGAAAAUAUGCCUUUAUAUGAUAUUCUAAAUGAAUUCCAAAAGGGUCAUAGCCAUAUUGCUGUUGUCUAUAAGGAUACAAAUGAGGAAAAAGAAAUACCAGUGGAAGGCAAAGAGGAUAAAACACUGGAGUUUAAGGACAAUUGCAAGGAUUUAAGAGGCCAACCUGAUGCAUCAUUUAAUAAAGAUCAUAAACAGGCUACUGCUUCUGCUCAAAAUUUGGGGGUUAAAUUGGAGGCACAUGAUGGCCAGAUAGUUAUAAAGAAAAGUGGUGUAGGUCAACAGACGAAAAAAAGUCCACCAGCUACUCCUGCUUAUAAGAAACGACACAGAGGUUGUUCCUAUUGCAUUCUGGACAUUGAGAAUGCUCCCAUUCCAGAGUUCCCACCCAAUGAGGAGGUUGUUGGAGUAAUUACCAUGGAGGAUGUUAUUGAAGAACUUCUUCAGGAGGAAAUAUUGGAUGAAACAGAUGAGUAUGUCAAUAUCCAUAACAGGAUUAAAGUCAACAUGCAUGCAACUCAGGAAAAGGCUGUAGAUACGAAUUCAUCUUUGCCUUCCCAAAAUGGUUCAUCCAUCACCAGCACCCAGCUUCGAACUGUAUCCCUGCCUCCAGUUUCAUCUUAUACUCAACACUCUGCUGACUAGAUUCCAGCCCAACGCGCUCAAAUAUUAGGUAAUGGCCGCCUAAACAGGCAAGGCUCACAAAAAGAAAGAUCUAAUAUUAAGUGUAUGUCAAAUAUGUGAUACGGUUUAGAGUACGUUUAGUAACAUUUAUAAAAAUGUUUUUUCUUUUACAAAUUAAAGAUAAGUUUUUAUUACUUUAUAAGAAUAAUUUUGGGGAAAAACUUUGAUAAAUUUUAAUAAUUAUUAUUUUAUUUGUUAAUUUUAAAAACUA
This is a messenger RNA of Ziziphus jujuba (common jujube), 2456 nucleotides long. RefSeq names its product DUF21 domain-containing protein At1g47330. Bases 716 to 2206 code for a protein of 496 amino acids. NCBI's taxonomy places the organism in Eukaryota, Viridiplantae, Streptophyta, Magnoliopsida, Rosales, Rhamnaceae. Gene Ontology annotation, cellular component: intracellular membrane-bounded organelle. Gene Ontology annotation, biological process: magnesium ion homeostasis. The transcript has 14 exons. The record is from RefSeq and is a predicted model, not a curated record.